This is a messenger RNA of Conger conger (European conger), 2618 nucleotides long. RefSeq names its product chorion-specific transcription factor GCMb-like. The transcript has 5 exons. Gene Ontology annotation, molecular function: RNA polymerase II cis-regulatory region sequence-specific DNA binding; DNA-binding transcription activator activity, RNA polymerase II-specific. NCBI's taxonomy places the organism in Eukaryota, Metazoa, Chordata, Actinopteri, Anguilliformes, Congridae. The record is from RefSeq and is a predicted model, not a curated record. Gene Ontology annotation, cellular component: nucleus. Bases 257 to 1780 code for a protein of 507 amino acids. Gene Ontology annotation, biological process: gliogenesis; regulation of transcription by RNA polymerase II.
UUUACAUAAACCUGCGAGCCCGUACCUGCAGCCAUUAUGCUCCGUGGCCCCAAGGAGCGCACUCAGUGCGCCACAGGGACAACCAAAAACCUAUAUGUAUUUCGGAUAAAUAAGGGAAAACUUUUGCCCCUUUUAAAAGUAGGGCACGAAUUAAACGUUAUUGCACGCAUUUCCUCUUACAGGAAUUAUAGAUCACAAAUCGAAUUUUCUUUACACAUAAUUGCUUGACCGCCCCUCUUCCUACAGGGGUUACAACAUGUCAAAGUCAGCCGAUUCGUAUAACGACUCUGAUUGUGUCUGUUCCUUUGGGAUGCAGUUAACCUGGGAUAUUAACGACCCGAAGCUGCCACAGGAUAUCAAACAGUACGACGCAUUCCAAGAAUGGACGGAUGGUUAUGUUCGGUUCAUAUACAGCAGUGAGGAGAAGAACGCACAGCGACACCUCAGUGGUUGGGCGAUGCGGAACACGAACAACCACAACUGCCAGAUUCUCAAGAAGUCGUGCCUUGGCGUUGUCGUCUGUGGCAGGAAUUGCUCUCUCGCCGACGGCAGCAAAAUACAGCUCAGACCAGCUAUUUGCGACAAAGCACGCCAAAAGCAACAGAAGAAGGUCUGUCCCAGCUGUGACUCACCUCUGGAGCUCAUGCCUUGCAGGGGACACAGUGGCUACCCUGUCACAAACUUCUGGAGGUUGGAGGGAAAGGCUGUGUUCUUUCAGGCUAAAGGAGUGCAUGACCACCCCAGGCCAGAAAGCAAAUGUGAGACAGACGCCAGGAGAACCGCGCUGAAAAGGAGGAUGUCCUCCCCACAGUUCACUCAUAAAAAGAGGCUUCUGGAAGCAGAGGCGGGGAGGUUCCAUGAUCCUGGCAGCCCCUUCCCCAGUCUGCAGCACCUGUCCUGCGCUGAGGGCCCAGAUCGCUUCAGCAUAAUGGAGCACAGCUUCCCCCUGCAGCCGCAGCCCUACCCGGCCUUCCAGAACCCGGACCCGUACCGCUUCAGCUACGACCCCACAGCGGCCCCCGCAGAGCCGCUCUCCCCCCUGCAGAACAGCGCCGGCCACCGGCUGUACGUGCCGCGCCCGCCGUACGGAUACGACUUCGCCGUGCCCAGCUACUUGGGCUCAGGCUCCUACGCGUCGCUCUACAAGGAGCCCUGCAGCGCCCCGAUGGGGGAGGGCGAUUCCAGCAAGGUCGGAACCGGGCUGCCCCUGUCUCAACAUGGGGCUGCCUUCCUGAGUGCUCACGAAUGCGGCUACACCCCGCCAGGAAAACCCCAGGGCUGGAAGUCGGCCUUGGGCAGGGUGGGGCACGGGGAUCGGGGCGAUUAUGUGCAGACUCCCUCAGGGCCCAACCACCAUUACUACAACGGCGAGUACCUGUACAGGUACCCUGGGGGCGGCUCAGGGCCUGCCGCCCCCCCGGCCUCCACCCCAGCCCUGCAGACGGUCAUCACUACCACCACCAAGGUCUCCUACCAGCCCUGUAGUCCCCCCAUCGCCAAGUAUGGCGACAACCUCUACGACGUGAAAAGUGCCACCAGCUGCGACUCUCUGCGAGAAGCUGACUCGCCCGCUUCCUACCCUGACCUGAAGCUUCCAGAGGCGCCAUCAAAUCCGGAGUCCGGAGUCAUCAAAUCCGCCGUCUCGUAUGAGCAGGAAUCAUCGCCCGCCAAGCUGGAGAGGGGGGAGAGCCUGGAGGCCUAUCGGUGUGGGAGCUAUUCGUCCUACAGCUACCCAGAACGCAUUGUGCACUCCUUAAAGUAUGACUGUGGAGAGUACUGAUUGGUCACGAAAAUAUGCAGAAUCCACAGUUCUGUUUCAACAAAUUUAAGCCAAAGGAACUGUAACAUGUGUUGCUAUACUGGAUGACAAGAAUAGUUGUAAAAUGUAUAAGUUGAACAAUACAAUCAUCCUUUUUAUGGUUUCAUCUUUAUCAGAAAACAAAGGCCAGUCAUCCCUUUUCUUACUGCGAGUUGUGAAUUUAUUUAGUGGCCACAGAUAUUUAUUGAAAAACUUUACAAAGGUGAAAAAUAUUGAGUUCAUUUACAAAUUCAAACAAUAGAUAAAGUCAAUGACAUUUGACUUGAAUUUGGCCCAAUGUUUGUCAAUAUACAAUAUAAAUAGUGUACAUAUUGCUUCCUAUUUAUAUGCCAGAAUUGUGUAAAUAAUUUUGGAUGGAUAGCUUUGCUGUUUUUCUAAAAAGCCAUGAAGAAUCAAAAUUAAUUAAUCUGCAUACACACAGGCAUGUACCCUACUCAUUUCAAUGAGGGGAUAAUUAUCCAGGUUUUUCAAUGCAUAUUUUUAAGAUUAUCAUUAUUUUUUCAUUCACAAUGAGUUUUGUUGUUUAAUUAAAACUUUAUAUGAAAACAGAAAUAUUGAAAAUAUACUAUUUAUUUCAGUUCUAUUUCAAUACUUUUUUUGUGAUUUUGAACCAAAAAGUAAUUGGAAACUCUGCUAUACAAACUCAUGUUGAUUAUGGCCAAUACAUACAACCAACAUAACAAGAUGAGCCAUUCCUAUAUCAUUAAAUAGGCUGUGAAGGACUUGAUGGCAGUAUGCUGGGUAACAUGCUUGUCCAAUUGUCUGUCAGCAUUCAAAUAAAUAGACCCCCCCUCCCCAA